CGAUAAGGGAUGGUUAAUUCUUUGAAAUAAUUUAGUUAUUUCAAAGAACGUAAUCACUACCAGUCAAGCUUGGUGUAACCCUUGUCAGCCCUGCAAGUCGGAGACGCGGCCCAAGCUGAGCAACUUUUCUAGAAUCAAUUAACGUUAUUGUUACAACAUUUUAAAGUACUAACCUACCUAGGAAUAAAUACAUACAUUUCUACUAUUACGCCAACAAGCAAUUGAACUUUUAGGUGAUCAUAAUCAUAUUCAUCUUAAACCGUUAUCGAGGACGGAUCCAAGUUAAUUUUUCUCUGCAACAAUGCCACCAUAAUUACACAAUGGCCAAGGCCACAUCUUAUAGCUCCUCUAAUAGAGAGCAAACACGUAACACCAAUCUUACCACCUCAGCAGCUCGCUCCAACGAAGAACAUCAUGGCUUGCUCGCUACAAAUAACGCUUCUGAUGAUGACGAAGACGACGACGAUGAUGAUGAUGAUGAAGGAGAAGGAGAAGGAGGAGAGAACAAUGGACUUAUAGUCCACCCGGGGGGCCCUCUUGAUGACGAUAUUCACCACAGUGCUCUUCGCAGUCCGCACACUCCGAGAACCCCUAACCGAGUGCGCUUCGAUUUACGACCUACCAACAUUCCGCCCGCAGCGAACGGUCACGAUAGUUCAACUUUGCCUACAGAUUACUUUGACGUUGCCGAACCCGAUAGCCCCGACGGUGAUGGCUCAACUACACGACAUCCGCUCUUAACCGGCAUCGAAGCCCCGUCCGUCACGCUAGCUAACAGUCUCGACGAUGAUGUACAUGAGUGGGCCGAGCGAGAACGUACCCGUCCCAAGUCGGGUAUGCGCUCGGCCUUCAUGAACAUGGCCAAUAGUAUUAUCGGUGCCGGCAUCAUUGGGCAACCUUACGCUUUCAAGGAUGCUGGUCUACUGGCAGGUAUCGUACUGCUGGUUGGACUCACCAUUGUCGUCGACUGGACUAUUCGCCUAAUCGUCAUCAAUAGCAAACUGAGCGGCGCGAACAGCUUCCAGGGGACGGUCGAGCACUGUUACGGCAAAACGGGACUGAUUGCCAUAAGUGUUGCGCAAUGGGCCUUCGCGUUUGGCGGUAUGGUGGCCUUUGGGGUCAUCGUAGGCGACUCAAUACCACAAGUGCUGCGCACUAUAUGGCCUGGGUUAAGCGACAUGCCCAUAUUAUGGCUCUUAGCGGACCGGAGGGCUGUUAUUGUCAUAUUCAUUCUUGGAAUCAGUUAUCCAUUAACAUUAUAUAGAGAUAUUGCCAAACUAGCAAAAGCGAGCACGCUGGCUUUGAUCAGCAUGGUCAUCAUCUUAGUUACCGUCAUCGUUCAAAGCGCCCUCACACCUAAGGAAGCUCGGGGGUCCUUUAAUCUUUCCUUACUCACCGUAAACGAUGGCAUAUUCCAGGCUAUCGGGGUUAUUUCAUUUGCCUUCGUCUGCCAACACAAUUCUCUUCUAAUUUACGGAUCCCUCAAGACACCGACCAUAGACCGGUUUGCCAAAGUGACACACUACUCGACGAGCAUCUCGAUGCUGGCAUGCAUGGUCAUGGCCCUCGCGGGCUUCCUCACCUUCGGCGACAAGACUCUCGGCAACGUGCUGAACAACUUCCCGGCUGAUAACAUAAUGGUGACUAUUGCUCGGCUUUGUUUCGGUUUAAACAUGCUUACGACGCUUCCCUUGGAGGCAUUCGUAUGUCGGGAAGUCAUGAUCAACUAUUGGUUCCCCAACGAGCCAUUUAAUAUGAACAUCCAUCUAAUUUUCAGUUCGACAUUGGUGGUCUCCGCCAUGACGCUGAGCCUGAUGACCUGUGAUCUCGGAGUCGUAUUCGAGCUUGUGGGGGCGACUUCGGCCUGCGCGUUGGCGUAUAUCCUGCCGCCACUUUGCUAUAUAAAACUGAGCUCGAGGUCUUGGAAGACGUAUGUCGCUAUGGGCGUUGUGGCGUUUGGUUGUGCUGUCAUGUUUAUCAGCAUGUUGCAGGCUAUUGGGAAGGUCAUCAAAGGCGGAGGCGAGCCAGCGCAAUGCGUCUAGGUUAGAGCGUUGUCAUAGACUUUGUUUUUUUCCCUUCAUUGUAGCCCUGGAGGUAUCUUGUAUAGGUAUAAGGUAUAUUACCCAGUCAAUGUAAUGGGAUGUUCUUGGGAUACAUAGGAAAAGGGGGCAAACUGCAGGCUGCAGAUGAACGAUCGGUCAACGCCACCAGGCGAGUACGGGUCACGGCGUCGAUGCAGGCAGGAAUUCCGGGAUAGAAGCUGUGUUCUGUGAUUUGAGGAAGCUCCCAAACAGUCGGGAUCCGCCUGUCUGCAGCUAUCCACCUCGGUCGCGCGCAGAUGCACGACAGCAAAGGGCCAAGGCUUUCAGGGGUUCAGGUUCUUAAGCUGCACAUGUGUGUGUGUGUGUGUGUGUGU
This is a messenger RNA of Hypoxylon fragiforme, 2416 nucleotides long. Its product is annotated as transmembrane amino acid transporter protein-domain-containing protein. Gene Ontology annotation, cellular component: endoplasmic reticulum. The transcript is spliced from 4 exons. The record is from RefSeq and is a predicted model, not a curated record. Gene Ontology annotation, biological process: amino acid transmembrane transport. NCBI's taxonomy places the organism in Eukaryota, Fungi, Ascomycota, Sordariomycetes, Xylariales, Hypoxylaceae. Bases 321 to 2042 code for a protein of 573 amino acids. Gene Ontology annotation, molecular function: amino acid transmembrane transporter activity.